AUGGUGGCGGCGGCACCACCGGUUAAGGCGGAGCUAACAUGCGACACGGUGUACAGCAACCUGCAACCAUGCCUUACGUAUGUGUUGUUUGGUUUUAGUUUGCCAUCUGAUUGCUGCGAUGGGGUUAAAUCCCUCAUCGCUAGCGCAACAACCACCGCGGACCGCCAGAUCGCGUGCUCGUGUGUGAAGAGUCUUGCCUCUCGUGCGACCGGAGAUGAACUCAGUCGUGCCGCUGGGAUCCCUGGAAAAUGUGGUGCCAAUGUUCCUUUUGAUAUUAGUCCAGAUGUUGACUGCUCAAAAGUGAACUGA
Nicotiana tabacum (common tobacco) is the source of this 309-nucleotide messenger RNA. NCBI's taxonomy places the organism in Eukaryota, Viridiplantae, Streptophyta, Magnoliopsida, Solanales, Solanaceae. The record is from RefSeq and is a predicted model, not a curated record.